CGGAAUGACCAAGAUUAGCUGAUCCCUGCAUGACUCCAGCAGCCUGGGCAACCGGCCACUGAGGAAGACUACUGGGGCAGCAUCCCCUGGGGCUGCCAGGCCACUGCUGUUCCACCUGACUACUUCCUGAUUACCUGCCCCAAAGGUACUUGCAUUAUUACAUAGAACUACUGCUUCUCCAUCACAACUGGUGAUUUAUACAGUUUAAGAGAAGAGCUGUGGGUCAGGAAAAUGGCGGGGAGAAGGGAAGGAAAGCAAGCCGAUUCAAGAUACUGGCUGUUUCACAAUGUUAUUAUAAGCGAAAUAGUUAUAUAGUGGAGCUCCAGGAGUCAGUUCUGGGAAGAGAAGGGGCCUAGAAGUGACCGUUUGUUUGAUUAUUUUGACAUAACAGCAGAGAUCGGAUUCCAAAAGCUGCUUAUGCCAAUGAAAACCCCAGCAGAGAUAUAUACAACCACUGGGGUUACACAGAUGUCUUUCUUUUUAUGUAUGGCGGCCUCUUCAGGCCUGUGGCAGUUGAUGACAUAGUCUGGAUUCUAGACCCCUCCCUAUAGAGCAGUGGUGAGGGACCUAUGGCCUUCCGAGAUGCUGCUGGACUCCAUCAACCCCAGCCAGCAUGGCCAAUGAUCAGGGAUGAUGGGAGCUGCGGCUCAACAUCUGGAGGGCUAGAGUUUCCCCCACCGUGGCUGCAGGGAGAGGGAUUUGCAGGUGGACUCGGGGUUGGCCUGGGUGAUCUUGAGGUUGUUAACCCACAGAAGCAGCCGUUCAACAGACGGGAGGGCCCUGCUGGACCACUUUCCCCUGAGGUGCAGCCUGAUGGAACUGCUGCCAACGGAGGCAAUGGGAAACUGAUAGCUCUGACUUGGUCCGAGUUGAGUUGAUGGGGUAACCACCUGGCUAGGGGUCUGGCUGUACUCUCUGCUUCUCAGACCCAUCCAUCUGGGGAAAGGUGGUAGCCUUGUUUAAGGGUUACUGCCAGAGGCAGGAGUGACAUACCUUUUGGGGUCCGCAGGCACCUUGGCAAACCACAGUGAAGCACACAGUUCAAUCUGUUGGCAACCUCUGGCUUGAGGCAAUGCUGAGCUUUUUAGGAGAAGGGUUGCUUCUGCUUCAAUGCUUUUGCUGUCUUUUAUUAUCUGCUGUUGAUUUUUAUUGCUAUACAUUGUAUUUCUAAUACUUGCAAGUCACCCAGGAAAUAUUUAUUGAGGGGAGGAUAUAAACCAUUUAAUAAAUAAAUACUUUGGUCUAGGACAUGCUUUGCAAGCAAAAGAAUAGCUAGGUCUCAUUCCCAAUACCUCCAGUUGAAAGGGUCAGGUUAAUAGGUGCUUACCUCUUCAGACCUUGUAGAGCUGCUGCUAGUCAGAGCAGACAUUACCAAGGUAGAUGGGGAUCAGAGGUCUAAGGUAGCUUCCAAUGCGCAUUAGGUGAAUCCAUGUAUCUCAGUGACGGAGUACACCCUUUGCACUCAGAGAGUCCUGGGUUCAGUUACUGGUACCACCUGGUAGGGUUGGGAAGGACCCUGGACCAGGCGAACUGCUGCCAGUCAGUGUGAGGAAUAUUGAGCAAACAUGACAGUUAACUUAAAAUGACAGUAACUUUACAACUGUUAAAAAACUUACCAUUUGCCUUUUAUUUUCUAUCAAAUUUGAUCCAAUAAUUCCAAGAAAUGACCCAAAGCCAAGCUGAAAGGCAAGGUUUUAAAAAAUGUUUUAGAUCUUUUAGAAGUCAUCCAUUUUAACCAUUUAGCACAGAUGCAGAAUUAGAAACCAGGGUUGGGGGGGGGGGAGACCACACACCACAUAUUCAGUCAGAAGCCUUAAAAAUCUGAGGAUUUAAAAAAAAAACCAAAAAACCAGAAUCACCAAAAUAUUGCAACAGUAUUCCUGAUUUUUACCAGUGGAAGUAAAUCACGUAAUAAAGAGGAGCUUUUAGAAAUUAGGCAAAAUGCAUGCAAAAAUAAUUUUUAAUGCAGGUUGACAGCAAUAAUGCAGCAAUGGUCUUACAAAUGCUUGACAUAACUGGAGUAGCCAGCUGAGGCAGACUUCCAAUUGAGUCAAGGACUUCUUAUUCAUACAUCUCUUAUGAUACCUGCUUAAUAAAUGUAGUUGGCAGGCACCACCAAUCUCAGAGCCAUCACAUGGAUCUGGCAGUAGCAUAAAAACUAUCCCACCACUGGCAGAAUUUUUGGCCUUUUUUCUGCACCAAAGCAACAGCUAUUGCUACCCAUGAUGCUGCUUCCACAGGAGGAUGAGAACAGCUUUAAUCAGCCCAGCUACACAAGCUGUUGUUUACUGGGAACCCAGAAAGACAGGCAUGCCAGGUAUUAGGGGCAACACAGCAGAAGAGAGCCAGGUGCUUGCCUCAAACAGCUCUUCUGAUUCUCAACUUUGACCUCUGGGUGCAAGAGUAGGAAAGGAUGAGAUUGUAAAUAAGAGGAGGAUUCUGCAGACCUCUUUGCAGAAACUAAUAUGAUCAUAACAUGGUUCAUCCCGUUCUAUCCUCUCAUCAAGCAAUAACUUGCAUGCAUAAAUGUGCAAUCACUAGUUAAUUGUCACAGACGGUUUUCAUACCAGCCAAGGAAGAAAUGCUUCCUCGCUUAAACAGUUCACACGUGUCUCGAUGAACGUAAACACAUGACGUAUGUGCACGUGUAAACCAACCUGUUGGCACUGACCAUGUGCUGAUUAGUAAACACCACUGCUACUUGAGGAUUAAGACUUCAGGGUGGCCAAGAUCCCUCCAGACAGGUGCAACCUUCCGUUCAGUGAGUAGUGCAUGAGGUGACUUAGUGCAAGUUGCUUAUUCACCCCAAUUGUGAUGGGGUGCCUUGCCUUGUCCUCCUCUCGAGUUAGUGAUUAUGGAUGGGGGCGGGAAGAAGAAUUCAAUGUAGCACUAAGUUCAAGUCCCUUAGUGGUGCACUAGUUGCGCGAGCAUAAUAUUUGACACAUGAUAUGGUGCAGCAAGCCAGCAUGGUUCUCAUGGCUAAUCACAGAAUAGACUGCUGUUGCCCCAAUACAUCCUGUUGCAUAACAAGCUUCUGCUAGUGAAACUGUUGCAUAGGACAUCAUGUUAUGCAACCAUUAUUCUCACCCUUGUACUAGCACACCAUCCUUGAUCAGAGAACACUGAAUCCAGAUAUGGAUUCCAUCUGCCUGUGCAUCUAAUUACCCAUUACCUGGGUCAUUUGCCGGUCACAGUGGUUGCUUAGUGAGCUGUCCAUCCACCAGAGCGUAUAAGUGCCAAAAUGCUCUUAAUGGAAUAAAUUAGCAAAAAGCCCAUGAUGGAUGACAGAUGGGACAUGAUUGAAGGAGCGAAGCGUUAUUAAGGGCAGGGUAACCCUGUGUCAAGGGGUGGUUUUAUUUUUCUCUGUUGCAAAUGUUCUCAAAUGCGGCACCUCACUUCCCCAACCUCACUUCCCCCAGUAGCAGAUGUGGCAGGGAGGAAAAUGAGAUGUACUUGUAUACUAAGUUUACUCCUAGUGAUUCCAGCUGCAGGGGUCGGGAGUCAAUCAACUGAGAAUGAAGUUGCUUCUAUCUGCGCACAACUCCUUCCAGCGUUAUGUUGCCCAAUUAUGCUAGGAUGUGACAGAAUGGUGGCUCACUGUAUGGCAGGAGUGGAGAAUCUGUGGUCCUCCAGAUGUUGCUGUCAUCCCUAAGCACUGAGCUCCUGUCAUCCCUAAGCACUGGGCAGGAUGACUAGGGCUGAUGGGAGUUGCAAGUCCAGCAACAUCUGGGAUGUCACAGGUUCCUCUUCCCAGCUGUAAGCUGUGGAAGUGUUAUAGUACAGACAUACCUCAUGUUACGUUUGCUUCAAGUUGUGUCCCGCGUGACCCGGAAAUACCGGAAAGGGUUACUUCCGGGUUUCACCGCUCACGCAUGCACAGACGUGCAAAAUGACAUCAUGCUCAUUUGCAGAAGCAGAGAAUCUUGACCCGUGCGUGCGCAGACGCGGGUUGCAUUUUUUUCAGGUUGCGAACGGACCUCCGGAAUGGAUCCCGUUUGCAACCAGAGGUACCACUGUACAUGAAAGAUCCUUAAAACUGGAUGGGAUAACUUCCAGAUCUGUUUCUAUGAUUUUAUUAAACACUGGCAGGAAGUAACAGUGGACUUUAGAGUACUAACAGAUAAUAUUAUAAAGGAAUUAAACAAGGUGUUGUGUAAUACAGCUGUUUAACACAGGGGUCAGGAAUCUGUAGCUCUCCAAGCCUCAGCUGGAAUGCCUCAUGGUUAGCGUUGAGGGGAGCAACAUCUGAAAGGCCACAGAGUUCCCAUCCUUGAUUUAAUGCAUCAGUUUAUUCAGUAGAGUACUGAUUACAUUAGGGGCUGGUUCAUAUGCAUGGUUAGCAUGGGAACGAGACCUAAGCACGUAGCAAAAGCACAGAUACCCACAUAUAGCGCCUCCUAAGAACCUCUUUAAGCAUUCAUCUUUAUUUGCAUGCAGAAUGCUUACAUGGUGGUUAGCCCAAGGGCACCUCCAGACUAGGGUUUCACCUCCAGUCACCCAUGAAUGCAUUUUGCAACAUGUCAAUUAUCAUGCACUGGUGAUGGAUUCUGACUGGACCUCCCCAACAUCAUUAUGCUUUGGUAGUUCUUUGAUGCUUCCCCAACAUGACCACAUUACUGCCAUGUGGAGGGGCACGCCUGCGCUACGCCUGCGCAACAGAAACGGGACAAAGGAGCAUUUGUGGUAUGAAAAAUUACAGGACUUCAGCAGGAAGCCACAGUUCAUGCACCAGUUGAAACUGAAACUUUUGCAGGUGCAAAUCAGAUGAUGUGUAACUGCCUCAGCACCUUCAUGAGCCCAAAUCAUCAUGAAUGCUCAAUAAACAGAAUGUCUGGAAGGGCCCUAUAUCUGGUCUUUACUUACCAGUCAUUCCAAUUUGUUUGUGGGACAAAUUAUGAUUAUUGUUAUAAUUAUAAUUAUUGUUUUAAGACAAUGGGCAUUCAUCCUGACUUCCUUGUGGGGUGUUUACACAUCUUCCCACUAGUCAUUUGUUCAUCCCACACUUUUAAAUGCAUUUCCUCAUCGCUUUCCAAAUGACAAAAAUGUUAUGUUUUUAUUUUUAAGUGGGUUUCUUGUGCUAGGUUGACAGAGUGCCUUAACCCAUUUUAAGUGUGCCAACCUAAAGUUCUGAUGUCACUACCAGGCUACAAAAUCAGCUUACACUCUCUCUGAAAUGCCAAUUCAUAUAUACCGGUACAUUAGGAUUGCAGCAUUAGGCUUGCAUGUGUGAACAAGACAUUAGAGGUUUACAUGCCAGGGAGAUAACAUAACAAAGCGCAAAUGGUCUGCUAAUGGAAACAAUUACACAUUUAACUGUGAGAAAUAAGGCAAUGCAUGUAUGAACCAACCCAAAGUGUGCUAAGCUAAGAAACACUUGCUAGCUUGAUGGUUUCUUUCUGCAACCUAGAGAUCAGAGUGGAAAUGUCCACAGUCUUGUACUGUGUACUGACAUUUUGAAUCAUUCCAGCUGAAAUGAGAGUAUUUGCUGCGCAGCGCACCUACAUUAUCCUGCAGCCAAGAUUGCAUGGACUGACAUUUAAGGGGCCAGAGUAGUAGAUAUUCUGACUCUGCCCUUUUGACGGGAUCACUUUCCAACAUUCUGAUGAGAAAAAUGAGAGCAGAAAGUGUUUCAAUAUUAUAAGAGCAGAAUGAAGAUCCCUUCUGAAAAGGGUUGGUGUAUUCCACCCAGAAGAGAUACAGAAAAGAUACAGAGCAGGGGUAGGACAUUGCAAAGACCCAACUAUCUUAAGCAUGCACUGGGCAAAUCCAACAUUGGCUUUCUGAGUUCUCAUAUGUACUAAGCUAUCUCAGGACACUUUGCAUUCUGAGCCAGCUCGCUAAAAACAAAUCCAGAUGGCAGAGAUGGGCUACAAAAUCAGCAGAUAUAAGUUCAUCAGCAAGGCAUUCUGUGGGCUAAUAGAGACAUGCAUAGUACAGGACAUGCAACAUCAAAGGCAAACACGGACAAACAGUUCAGCAUAGAGAUUUAACACCAGAACCAGAAAUUUUUGCAGCACCCCACACCACACAAAUCCAACAUGUUUUCAUGGGAUUGGUUCACAUGUUCAGGUGUAAAGCAUCAAGGUCAUAGUACUUAAGGGCUGAGCAAUGGAGGCUGGUUCAUGCAUGGAUGUACCAGGCCACUGUCUUGUGUCCUCAGUGUGACAUCAGAGGAAUAGCUCACACAUAACAGCAGCAGAUUUAAGACUUGUUUGUGGGGCACUUGUAGCAUGUGAAGGGGAGGUGAAUGCCUCCAACUGGGUGCUGGCCUGCCAGUUAGCUACAGCCAAAUGCAGCUUCCAGUUACGUUUCCUCCAAGUGACUGGAACCAUCUGUGUAGCCUCCAUUAUUUUAUGUACCUCAUUAAGUGAGUAGGGGCAUAAAUAUGGCAGAUGAGCCUGCAGUAGUUAAUUGUGAAUCACACCUUGGUGCGAUUACAGACAUGGGUUUAGAGGCAUUUCUGCAUUUUCCUGCUUCAGAAAACUGGCCAGUAGCCCCAGGUGAACUUUCCUCUGCACUGAUGUUGCAAUUUUGGAAGGAGUUGAGCAUGCAUUCACUGCACAUCUGAAACCCACAGCACAGGCACAUAGAGGCUUUUUCCAUGGUGGUCCCUUUUUGAUCUCCUGGUGUCGAUCUACUCACCACCAAUGGAAGUCAAUGGGAGACUAGCAGAAAUACCCAGUUCUCACCAUUAGUUCCAGGUAUGAGCAUAACACUAGUUCACACUUGCAUGUGUGGUGUGGCACUAGGCUGCAGGUGUUAGCCCUCAGUUAAACAGCCACAGAGACAACUUGCAUAUGAAGUUGAGUGAAACACAUUGUCAACGGAGGUGGGUCACACAUUUGGUGGAUGAAGCACUAAGUGACAGACCAUGGACUUGUUAUGGGGCACAUGUUUCUCGCUGGAUAACCAAGGGGACCUUUGCAUGCAUAAGUGAGCCACCACAAGCCUAACACCACAGACAGAACAUCCAUAUCACUUCACUCGCAACACUACCCAGCGGAGUCAGGUCAGACAUUCAGCUACCAGCCAACAAGUGAACAGCAAUCUGUAGAGCAGAGAUAGACCCUCCAGAUGUUACUGAAUUCCCACUGUCACUGAACACUGACCUUGUUGGCUAGGGAUGAUAGAAGCUGGAGCCCCACAACAUCUGGAGGGCCACAGCUCCUUCACUCCUCCUAUCAGGGGUAGAUGCUCAUGUGUGAACCAGUCCCAAAUGAUUUGCCACUGAAUGUGACUCCAUAUGGAAACCAUUGGCUCAAGGGUGUUAUGGCCACACAUGCAAGUAAUCGUGUUGCAGUCACCCAGUGAUGAACAUGCAUGUGUGGACCAGGCCCCCAUCCCCAUAUUUAAAGCCAGAAGUAAGGAACUCGUGACCCCCCAUAGGAUGUUGGACUUUGAGGCCACCAGCUCCAUCCAGCAUGGCCAAUGGUGAGGAAGGAUGGAAGCUCCAUUCCAACAAAAUCUAGAAAGUCUCAAAGAAACAAAACAUUCAAUGAAGGCAGAAAGCAAAUGAGCAGAGAUUAACACUUAAGACAUUCUAAUCAAUUUGGAAGGUUUGUGGGGACUUGGGCGGGAGCAACACAGCUUCUUGACCUACCUAGGAGUUCUAUACUUACAAUAACCCCUGGGUAAUAACCUCCAACAGUCACAUUUUGCGUUCUUGUCGUGGCAGCAAGACCAACCGUAAGAAUUAACAGAGACACAAUGAGAAGAGUCACCGUUACGUAGAGGGAAUUUCUUUUUCUUCUAUUGAAAGACCCUAAAACACACACACAUAUAUACAUAUGCAAAAAAUGUGCUAAUUCCGUCAGUGUUGAGUAGCAAAGCAUACCCUCUCCCCAUAUGCAUCAUAUUCAGUUUCAGUUCUCUUGGUGGUAUCAUGAGAUACCAUAUCAAGAGCAUAGGAAGCUGCCUUAGACCAGGCCAGGCUACUGGUCCACCUAUCUAGCCCAGGGGUGGGGAAACGUUUUGGCCACCUGUCAAUCAUCUGACAUCACAGUGUUGUUGGGUGAUUAGCAGGUGGGUAGUCUUGCCCACCCGUCAAAUAUAACCUGUGUGGGUGGGAGGAAAUACUGUCCAAGGAGGAUUGAACUACAUUCUAAUGCAGGCUUCUAAGCUUCUCCAUCUGGACCUCAAGACUCUUCCCAGCACAUGCCUUCUCCCUGGGCCACACAUCUCACUGGCUACACACCUGCUUGGAAGGUGUCCUUGAAGUGUUUGCCUGGAUGGAGAAUGGAUAGAUGAGUGGGUACAGAAACCACUGGCUUCUUUGUGGCUAUACAAAGCUAAAAGCCACAUCUGUUGCCCCUCCCACCUCUUUGCCUCUGGCCCUGCCCAGCACUGGCAUGUGGCCCCCGGAAUGUUGUCCAUGAGGGCAAUGUUUUAUUGGACAUAUUGUUCCCAGGAUAUAACAACAGGAGAAGCAGGAAGCUCUUAAUUCCCACAAGAGAGAAUUCCCCAUUCGCAUAAUAUGCUUUAAACACUAUGAUUCCACUUUAAACAGUCAUGACUUCCCCCCAAAGAAUUUUGGGAGCUGUGGUUUGAUAAGCGUGCUGAGUUAUUCCUCCCAGUCCCAAUUCCCAGAGUUCCUUGUGAAGAGGGACUGAUUGUUAAAAGCACUCUGGGAAUUAUAGUGCCAGGAGGGGAGCAGGGGCCUCCUAAAAACUUCCAGCACCUUUAGCAAACUACAGUACCCAGGAUUCUUUGUGGGAAGCUGUUACUGGCUAAAAGUGGUACUACGGAGUUUUAAACUGAAAUAUACUCACGAGUCGAGUAGUAAUUUCAUGCUCUUUAUUUCAGCUCAUAGGAACAGUGAUUGAAUUCCCUCCCCCCAGCCUCAGGCUUUAUGUACAUUAUUUACACAAUGAGUACCGUCUGAUUGGUUGAUUAUGUUUCCCUCCUGGAGCCUGAUUGGGCUGCUGCUGCAGGCCAAUCAGUGGUUGCAUCCUAGUAUCCUACCGACUUAAUAGGCUGAUUAACUUCCUCCUGGGGUCUGAUUGGGGUCUCCUGCAGGCCAAUCAGGUUGUUGCAUUCUAGGAUCCUACCUGCGUAUUCUUCUAGGAUCCAAGCUUAGUACAUAACAUAUAUGUUGUUGUGAUUGUAGCCUAAGUCAUUGCACAAACAGAAUUACUUUUGCUCAGGGAACAGUGUGUCCCUUCUUCCUCUUCCACCCACAUCACCCCAGUCCCUGAUCUGCCCUGGGUUCUCCCAACCCUCUAGAAAAGAUUUGGGAACAGUGCAAAGUUGGUAAAGUUCUGUAGUGCGAGCAGAAGUUGUUCUGCUUGCACUGUGACUCAGAUAAGAUUCAACCCUAUAGAAAUAUAUAAAAGGCUGGCACACUUGCAAAUCCCCACCUAGGCAGUUCCAAGAGUUGAACUAAGGACGCAUGUUAUGGCCCUAAUCCGAUUCCAGCAAAGAAACAAACAAAUCUCGAAUCACCUUCCUGACAUCAAUAGCUUCUCAAGGACACUUUGCAAAAUACCAGGAGCAAUGGUAUGUGCUCAGUUUUCAGCAAGCCAGCCUAGUUUAUAACCCACCAAAGUAAUUAAUCCACCAGACAGGGCAGGUUAAUCAUUAUUUUUAAAUAAAUAAAUAAACCCAAUUUCAAAAAAGAAAAUUCUGUUAGGCAUCUUUUUAAAAUACCCUGGUUUAAAAAACAAAAUCUGAAAUUUAACAACAACAAAAGUUAAUGUCUGCACUUAAGGUUUCUUAAAACUGAAUCUGUGGCCCUCUGUGAAAUAAACCAAGUUAAAAGUCUGUUGAAUGAACCGGGCAAAAACUAGAAUAAAAGCUGACUUUUGCAGUGGUGUGAUUCAUGCAGAACAUUUUGAAAUGGAAGAAUCCCACUGCCCUAAACUCAAGGCAAUUUAGUUUAGCAUUUAGUAAACUGAUUUUUUUAAAGGGUGCUAUGUUAAUCUUACAUGCUGUAAACAAUAUAUAUAUUUUUCAAGUUACUGAAAUAAUCAUAACUUAGCUGAACAGAAAUAUUUAAUUAGGCAAAAGAAUUCAAUGAAGCACCACCACAGCGUGGUUUAAAUGUUACAUCCAAACCAAUUUGAGGCUUAACUUGGAAAUUAUUUUUAUUCUGAUAUUUAUAAUCAUUUUAAGACAGGACAACCCAAAACCUUACACUUCCUGUUCAUCAUGAGGUGCUGAGAAGUGGUAUACUGAUUUUUAGAAUGCCUGAAGAGCUGUGUGCAUGAAUAUUAUUUAUUUCAUUUCAUUCCAUGUAUUAAUUGCUUCCUAUAAAACACCUCAAAGCAAUCUAACAAUGAAAACACCAACUGGGGAGAGGAGGCGGACAAUUACACAUAUAAAGACAAAAUCAAAACCAACACAGAGCCAACUGGGAUAAAAAGUGUUCGGUUAAAAGUCUUGUUGGAAAAGGAAGGUCUUUAAAAGCUGCCAAAAAGACAAUAGAGAUGGCACCUGUCUGACAAGCAACAGGAUGGGGAAUUCCAAAGGGUUUGUGUGCUUUCUAGAGAAAGUCACCUUAAAAAGUUAAUAACCACUCUGAUAUUAGAUCUGCCAAGAAGUAGUGUAUCUACUCUAGUUGCCCAAUUUGACCUGCACUGCAUUUUUCACUGGCAGCAUUCAGAUGAUCAAAUCUCUGCCAGGAUAUGAACAUGCUCUAUGUGUCUACACACAGAUGCUCUGCUCUUCCCUUUGUGCAAGCAAGGAACCAUUAUGUCCAUGGUCUUCCAAAUGAGCAGGAAUAUGAAACCAUGGUAUAACGUCAGCACCCAUCUCUUGGCUUGCUUGUUUUAUUGUUAUUUAUUUAAUGGAAUUUGUAGGGUGCUUGGUUGUGAACAGAGCCUCUAAGCAGUUUACAAAAGAAUAAAACAAGCAUUAAAAUUAUCAAUAGAAGACAGUUAAAAAAAAAAAAACAGGAAUUGAAAAAUCCCAAAUAUAAUUAAAACCAACAAUAAGCUAAAAACAGGUUAAAGCACGUUUCCUUUUACAUGUCUGCACAGGCUUAACCACAAAAAAAUGUUUUUAGCAGGCACCAAGAAGAGUUCAGCAAAGGUACUAGCCUAAUGUCCUCAAGCAGGGAGUUUCAAAGUGUAGACACUGCUCCACUAAAGGACUGGUUUUUUGUUUUUUACAAGGGUGGAAUGAAUAUUAUGUGGCACCUGUAAACAGAGACAGCUCCAUAAUUGAUGCAAUUGAGUAGGCACAUACAGGGUAAGGUGAUUUCUCCAGUAAACAGGCACCAAGCUGUUAAGGGCUUUAUAUAAUAAUAUUAAUACUUUGAACUUGGCCUGGUAACAAAUGUGCAGCAACUAGCACAGGUCUUUAAGCAGAGGUGUUAUGUGCUGACAAGGUCUCAGUAACCCAGCUGCUGCAUUCUGCAGUAAUGGCAGUUUCCAGAUCAAACACCAUUGUUUGCAAGCCAUUAACUAAGAGGCUCAUUCCUGUCUCGGCUUAUUAAGCAGAGAUCUGAUUGUCUGCCCACAGCCAUUAUGUUACUUAUUAAUUUUAUGAAGCACUUGAUUCUGAGAACUCUCUUUGGAAAAAUACAGCAGCAGAAAAUGUUCCAUCCCACAUCGCUGGGCGUUUGAAGUCAAACGACUCUAAAUAUGACACAAUAAGUCGUGUAUAUUGCAUUGAUUGUUUGCAGACUAUGAAUAUUUAAUCCGUCAGCAAAAGAACGGGGCCAUUUACAUCCUAUUUCCUGCAGAGAGUAGGUGUCGUCCAGUAAUCACCAACUUUUGUCUCUAGAAAAUUCUGGGCGCUUAAGAAUUCUGUUCUGGGAGUGUUUGGUAUUUACAGGGGAGCAUCUAGGGAAGUCAAGACAGGGCAGGUAAAGCCCAGUUCGGUUAAGCAGGUCAAAUCACAACAGACAAGAUCACAUCAAGCAGCUAAAGUCUAGCCACAAGCAAGCACUCUUUGCAUAGAUAGCGAAGAAAAACAGGACCUUGGUUAGCUCCAAGUGUUAGGUAAUGAUUCCUUCUUCAAAAGCAGCUUGAAGAGUCGUCCAGGUGGGAAGCUAUUCUCAAAGGAAGGGCUAUGCAGGUUGCUAAUGUGGCUAACUCUGCCUCUCUAGAGCAGCUGCCUAGGUUCUUUAAAUGUUAUCAUGCUAUUUUCCUUUCUUUGACUUCUGCAAAGCUGGGGAAGUGGAGCAAGGGACUCAUCCUGUGAGCCUGCAAAUGGGCUGCGUAUUCUCCAGCUGGGAGUGCCCCAACUAGGGUGCUGAUAAUUUAACUCUAGAGAGACCUCCAUUGCACACUGCAAGGUCCCAGGAUUAGGGGUUACGGCAUUAAAUGCCGCAAAUAUAAAUAAACGUGGGACUUCCUUCAGAGAAAACAUAUUGGCUGUGAGUCCUGGAAGACCUGCUCCCUGCCUUGCAGGCUUUUCCUACCUGGCCUGGGAGGGCAGGGCCCUGACUGACUCCAGCUACAAAAGCUGAGGCUACUGAACAGACUCUUAUGUUGGGGUGUAGUUUGCUGGAGAAUUGUUGCUUGUGGUUUUUAUAUCUUUAUUUUAGAUCUUGUUGAGAUUUAUGUGGAAAUUGUUCUGUUUGUUUGUGUAUCUUCAUUUAUUUAUUUUUUAUUAACUUUGUAUACUGCCCUUCAUCUGUAGAACUCAAGGCAACUCACAGCAUAAAAAUACAAGAUAAAAACACAAAACACAUGAUAAAAAAACCGUAACAAGAAACUGAAACCUCCCUCCCCCACGCUGUCCACAAACACCUUAAAAUGGGGUAUAAGAUAUUAAUCAGCCCAAUGGCUUGUUUGAAUAGGAACGUUUUUGCCUGGCACCUAAAGGUGUAUAAUGAAGGCGCCAGCCAAACUUCCCUGGGGAGAGCAUUCCACAAACUGGGAGCUACUGCAGAAAAGUUCUUGUGUUGGCACACUCUGGGCCUCUCAUGGAGGAGGCACACAAAGAAGGGCCUGGGGAAAUGAUUGCAGGGAUCAAACUGGUCCAUAUGGGGAAAGGGUGUCCUUGAAGUACUGCGGUCCUGAGCCGUUUAAGGCUUUAUAAUUAAAAAACAGUGCUGUGAAUUGGACCCAGAAACAGUGCUGUUGGGCCAGAAUUGGUAUAAUAUGCUCAAACUGACCUGCAUCAGUGAGCAACCUGGCAGCAGAAUUCUGCACCAGCUCAAGUUACCAUGCCGUCUUCAGAGGCAGCCCUACGUAUAAGGCAUUGCAGUAUUUUAAAUGUUUUAUUUAUUGUUCAUGACUGCUUUUAUUAUGUUGUAGUUAUAUAUUGCUUUAAUGUUGUAAGCCACCUUGAGCGUGGUUUGAAUUGUGGAAAGGUAGCAUACAAAUAACAUUAAGUAGGACUUUGCCAUUGGUUUUCCAGGAAACGAUCUUUCCUAGUGUCCUUGCAUAUGUACAACGAACCAAAAUAGAGCUCCUUAAUUUUAUUGUUGUUCCCCUGCCUAAUUUUUUUCUUUUGAAGUGCAAAAGCCUUGUGGGCUCUAUCACAAGAGGUGUGGGAUUAUGAUCCUUGGCAAAAGAAAGGCUGUAUUCAGUCGUAAUCAUCUUUAAAAGAUCACAUAACUUUGAAGUAGGCAUUUUGAAACUUCAUUUAAACCUGCAUUUUCCCUUAGUGAUUUAAAUAACGGCCCAAAUCAACCCAUCCCCCCACCAAAGGCUUGAGAAACAAGCAUGCCAAGAAAGGCAAAAAUAAGGGGAAUUGUCAAGAACUUAGCGGGUGACUAUAUGUGACCAGCAGGCUGUAUUCAGGUUGGCGAGUCACAAAUUGUGCAGGUUUGCAUCACCUUCCUAAAAUCCUGACUUCCCAAGUCAGUGCAGGAAAUCCAGAACAGACUCCCAAUGGGUGGCCGUCCAUUCUUGAAAAAUCUCCUGUGAAGCACAGCCCACCAGCCCUCUAGAUCGGAGGUGGGGAACCUUUCUCAGCCUGAGGGGCAUAUUCCCUAACUGUGUGAGCCACAGUCCAGAGGUGCGCAGGGCCAGAGGCAAAACUGGACAGAGCAAGUGCUCUAAAUCUACACUCUAGCCUUCAUCUGGGCAAACAAGAAACACGGUUCGAGUUCCAGGACAUAUUCCAGCCAGGCAAAAAUAUUCCAGGAGGGUAAGAAAGGGGCAUGUGGCCUGGGAGAAACAUCAUUGGUCUGAUGUUCGCCAUUCCUGCUCUAGAUAGUUAGUUUCGUAGUUGCUCUAUCAAAAAGUUUCACCCAACACUCAACUAAAAUAUACCUUAGCACAACAUUAGAUCUAGCACUACCCUCUACAUAAGAGAAUAGGAAGCUGCCUUUUACUAAGGCAGAUCACUUAGUCAUCUAUCUCAACGCAGUCUGCACUGACUGGCAGCAGCUCACCAGGAUUUCAGGCAGAGGAUGUUCUCAGCCCUACUUAGAGAUGCCGAGGAUUGAACCUGGGGCUCUUCUGUGUGCAAAACAAAUGCUCUGCCACUGAGCUAUAGCACUUUCCCUCCAAGGCAGCAGAGAGAAGCAAUGCUUUGCCCACUGAGGGACUCAAACCAGUGACCUCCUGAGUGUAUUAGUGGCUGGCCGGCCAAAUACACACCACAGAGGUCCCGUAGUUCAUAAAGGCCCAUCUCACUUGCAUAAUACUCACAGAAGAGGAUUAGAAAACUUAUUGGAGGCUAAGACUAUCCAUGGCUACUAGCCAUGAGGGCUAUGCUCUGCCUUUAUGGUCAAAUGAAGUAAUGCUUCUUCAGCUCUGAAAAUUGCAAGAGAGGAGAGUGCUCUUGUUCUUGGGUCCUGCGAUUUGGCUCCUCAUAGACAUCUGGUUGGCCACUGUGAGAACAGGAUGUUGGAGUAGGUGGGCUAUUGGCCUGAUCCAGCUGUCUCUCCUUAUGUUCUUAUGCUCCCAGCUAAGAAACCUAAAUCACAUUGCAAAGCACCAAAUAAUGAGGCAUACCCUCCCUCAAAGAAUGGACUCAGGGUCCUAACCAGUUCUGCAUCUUGAACCUGCUUCAAGGGGGCCUGCCCAGCAUUCAGUUGAGCGACACACCCAUGCGCUGGCACAGGCUUCCAAGCUCACAUGAAAAGACUUUGCAUUUCACAUUUCACGCCCCCUCUCCUGUGGCAUCUCUAAGUCUGAAGAUUUACUCCUUUCUGAUGUGACCACACCAGUUGUGCUAUCAAGGCUAAGUACGUUAAAUGUGGGGAAGGCUCUUGCUGAUCUUUGAGAAAAGGGGCAUGAAUUCACAUUUGCAAGCAGCAAGUAGUGCCUCACAUUCUCCAAUAGGUAAAGGGUAAAGGGACCUCUGACCAUUAGGUCCAGUCGUGACCAACUCUGGGGUUGUGGUGCUCAUCUCGCUUUAUUGGCCGAGGGAGCCGGCGUACAGCUUCCGGGUCAUGUGGCCAGCAUGACUAAGCCGCUUCUGGCGAACCAGAGCAGCGCACGGAAACACCCUUUACCUUCCUGCCGGAGCGGUACCUAUUUAUCUACUUGCACUUUGAGGUGCUUUCGAACUGCUAGGUUGGCAGGAGCAGGGACUGAGCAACGGGAGCUCACCCCGUCAUGGGGAUUCGAACCGCCAACCUUCUGAUCGGUAAGCCCUAGGCUCUGUGGUUUAACCAACAGGGUGUGGCAAAUAAGAAAACCCAUGGCAAGGAAAAACCUCAUUCAGUUAAUUUGUUAAGAGAGGAGGAAGAACACAACCAGAUUAGCAGCAAGUUAACUCUGAACAGCUGAUUCGAUUUGUUAAUAUCCAAUAUGACUUCUUUCUUUUCCUUCAUUUUCUUUCUUUCUUUAAAAAACCCUUCUCUUCUGCAGUAUGUCUGUCCUGUUCCCACAACUGGCGUCAGAAGUUGGCAUGGUAGGGCAUCUGCCUUAAGACCACACAACAGAGGGGCAGCUGCUGACCCUUGAAUCUCUUCCCCGACCCUGAGCCAACUCCUUGCUGCUGCUGCUGCUGCUGCAGCAGCAGCUCCCUGUUCUUCUGCUGUUCUCUAAGUGCACAAGCAUUUCCAAAAGCAAGGACAGGUCCAUCACUCAGCGGCAGAGUAUCUGCUUUGCAUACAGAAUGUCCCAUGUUCAAGCCCUGGCAUCUGCAGGUAGGGCUGGGAGAAGCCCUCUCUGAAACGGUGGGGAGCUGCUGCCAGCGUAGACAUACUGAGCUAAGUGGACCCAAUGGUCUGACUCAGUAUAAGACAACUCCCUAUGUUUCUAACAUAAGGUUUUGCUUGCCUUGCUAUUUCUUUAUGCCCAGAGAUACAGACUGGGUCCAGAGGGAGAGGGCAAAUGAACAGGCGGUGGGGGGGGGGGGGAGAAGCAGGGCAGUUGCAAAGGCAGAUUUAGGGGAGCGUGACUGGUUUGGUCACACUGGGUGCAGAGCCUUGGGGGUGCCACAGCUAUGAUUUAGAAUACAGCUAAGGGUGCAAUAAGUUUGGCAUCAAUUUGGUGCUGAAUUUUGGCAUCACACGGGGCACCACUAAAAUCUAAGAUCCCAAGGUCCAUCACUGGCAGUUGGCCCACGCAAUCUGUCCCCAGGAAAUCUGCCUCCCUGACUUAAGGAAUUGUCAAGUUCUGCCCAGCAACGAGGCUUCUAUAUUCCAAAGCUUGUGAUAUAUCGUAUUAUUUCUGCAUCUUGUUAUAUCAAUAUUGCAGAAAUUCUCUUAGCACAAUCCUAUGCAACCGGGAUGGGGAAAUGGUGGCCCUCAAGAUGUUCCUGGGCUCCAACUCCUCUUAGCACCAGCCAGCAGGACCAACGGUCAGGGAUGAUGGGCGUUUGAAAUAAAUAACAAGGACAUAGGAAGGUACCUAUGAGAGAUUCAAACCACUGCUCCAUGUAGGUCACUGCUGCCUUUCCCAACCUGCUCCCCUCUAGACCGUUAGACUACAGCUCCCACCAGCCUCAACCAGAAAAGGUUGGGAAAGGCUGGUCUACAACGACUGCAGCAGUUAUCCAGGCAGGAGUAUUUCCCAGACCUACAAGCAAAUGCCAGGCUGAAUUGAGGCUCUUUUGCGUGGAAAGCACAAGUUGUACUGAGUUAAGGCUCUCCUCCACCUUGUUUUACAUGAAGCCCACCUAACAGGGGCUGAGGAAGGCUGGUCUACGCUGGCUGGCAGCAACCCUCCAGGUAGGAGUGUUUUGCAGCACUGCCUUGGGGUUCCCUGGGACCUUCUGCAUGCAAAGCAGAUGCUCUCCCACUGAGUUGCAGGCCUUGCUCCAAUAAAUGAAUGGAGCAGCAGCCUGGUGACCACACAUUCAGCCUACUCACCAAUAGGGCAAAUUAAAUCCUCUAAUAACACAAGGCCACUCAAUCAGUGGGGGGAAACAGCCCCGUGGCCUCCAGACCAAAGGAAGCCAAGUGAUACAAACCAAGGGUCUCCAAACAGCAAUAACCUAAACCUUCUCCAUACAACCCCCCUCCCUUAUUAAAAACAAACAAGCAGUGGCGAUUUUAAAUAGAAACGGUCCCAAGCUUCUCUGCUCAGGCAUGUGGAAAACAGCAAGGCUCGCCUUUCACCCGGGGCCUCCUCCACUCCCGUUGCAAGCUUUUAAAAAAAAAUUAUUUCUGGCCUUGAGCUGCAAUGCAAGCGACAGGGCUGCAGGUUGAGAGAGAGGAGCGGGCCUGGGGCGCGUGCUGCAUGUCCAGGCGAUCAGGACUUCCCCAAACGACCCAAUACCCACCCACCCCCGACUCUGGUUUUUGCAAAAAAGGGAAAAAAAAGGACCCAAAGAGUGUUGCGCAAAAGGCGGCACCCGUUUACACCCCGUUCCCGCGCGCGCUCCUGCCCCACUUGCUAUGGGCGCCCCUUCCCCAAAUCCACACCCUCCUUUCCUUUCCCCUCGGCGAAGAGGCGCCUCACCCACAGAAUCGGAGAGGGGGAUCGCGCUGGGGCGCGGCUGAGUCAAGGCCUGGCGCAUAGUGGCGGGCCCUCAAUGCAAGGUGUCCGGCGGGAGCUACCGGCCGCGGCGCAUCCUCCUGCGCUGCUCGAGGUUCAUGCUCCGGGCAACAGCAGCGGCUCCCUCCAACCACCAGAGCCGGUCUGUGGCGCUUGCGCAAACUGGAGAGACAAACCAACCAGACCAGCCCGCUAUAAAAUGUGGGCAGGGGGAGAGGAGAACCUUCCUGUUUCGCCACGGUUGGGUUGCAGGCGGGUUUGCUACCUGUCGUCCCGUAUAUUUUCCAUGCGUUAUUCGAUGCGCAAGAUUCCAAGCUGGGUGGCUCCUUUCCUUUUUUUAAAAAAAGAAAGAAAGGCGCAAACAUGCAGAAAUCAAUAGGAGAGCUCGAGAAAUCAUGUGGUAUGUGUGUGUGUUUUUAACCGAUUCAAGAACUUUUGCCGCGCUUGGCAGCCUGAUCCUAUACAAAUCGACUCGGAUGUCUCUCCGGGUUCCAUGCGACUUAAAAACCUUUGCCCGAGGCGCGUGUGCGGUCUCUCCAGGUUCCAGGGCGAGUUGCAGCAAACUAAAAAUUAGUUAUUAAAAACCAUCAAAACAAAUUGCAGCGUGGGUCCUGAAUGGCCCCUGGACUGGGGCAACUGAAUGCACAAAAAUUACUAAUCCUUGCAACAAGGAAAUGCCACUUUUCAUAUUAGUAGUUUACUGUUAGAGUAACGUGGUCAAAAUAACCUUAGAAAAACACAAGUGUGUUCUCAGCUCUUGGCCCUAAUGAUUAAAAAUUUCCUCCUUGAUUAAUUUACUAAAUUGUUGGUUGAUUUGUUUAUCAGUUGAGCCAAUUAAAUAUUGCUAUCCUUAUGAAACAACAAUCACCCAAAACUCUUAUUUUUCUUGGUGGUGAUGAUAAUAAAAUUGGCAGUACUAGUAGUAAUAAAUCAUUAUCAGGAAUGCCUCAGUGGUGUAAGAUUUCCUAGUUGGUCUAGCCAAGAUGGCCUAUGAAGUACUUCUCUUAUUACUUGAUUUUACAGUAAUUAUUCUUUUGGAACUUUGUGGCAUAGCUGUCAACAUUUCUCUUUUUUUAAGGGAAAUUCCCUUAUUCCGAAUAGGAUUCCUCGCAAGAAAAGAGAAAAGUUGACAGCUAUGCUUUGUGGGCCAGUGAAAAGAGAAGAUCUGGAUUUAUGGGGUCAUUUUGAGGAAAAACACAAUUAUUUUUAAAAAUAUUGUGAAUCUGCAAGUGGGGGUAAUUGGUUGCAGUACUUAUUUUUUUCCGUUCAUAAAUUAUUCUUUGCCUUCUUUUAAAUUAACGUACAUUAACCUUUUUUUAAAAAAAGCUUAGCUUUGGAUUUCAAACAUGCAAGUGUACUAAAUGUGAAUUAAUUACCAAGGCAUAGCCAAUGUCCUUUUUUUGUUCUUGAUGAUUAAUUUCUAAAAAGAGCAACAUUUGCAAACUCAAGCCCACCUAGGUAUUCUACUUUCUAAUCCCAGAAGUAUGGAGGUUAGCUGCAGUUACUCUGUAAUGGAGGAAAAAUGCACUUGGCACGUGAUCAGAGGCAUUCUGAUAAUUACGACUUUGCAUUCUCAACCAGAUCUACCAUUCAUCCACAGCUCAAAAGAAUUCGGCAUGUAAUGCUAUGCCUCAUUUAGUGAUAGGCACAUCUAUUUUGAUGCCAAAACGAAAGCCAGCUCACAUAUUUACUGAAAUGUUAUUCUUUUUUGGAGUUCAGCCAGCAGUUUUAAAAAUCCUUGGUUUUUGUGAUCAAGGGACACUGAGUGGGGCAAAGUGGUGAUAUCAUACAACCCUAACUAUGUCUACUCAGAAGUAAGUUCUAUCGGAUUCAUUGGGGUUUCAUUCAUUGCACUGAAAUAUGUGGGAUUGGGAUUGCAACCAUAACUGGGUUAAUUUUUGCAUUAGGACUGAGAUUGCCAUCCUACCCUGCUUAAAGUAAAAUCUAUUUCUUCCAAAUGUAAGCAGUUUUCUCCUUUUAAUUCUGUAGGAAGAGUAAAGGAUUUCCUGAAGACUGAAAACCCAUGCACGCUUACCUGAGAACAUGGAUAUGUGGCUAAGGGGCAAAAAAACGCCAAGAAUACUUAUUUAAUAAUACAAUAGAAAUCUAAAUUAAGAGUGGGGAAGGCAAAUGUCAAACAAAACUGAAACAAAAUUUGGAACCACCAAGUUAAACCAUUACAAUUUGUGGGACAAGCCUAGCUGCUCAGUCGUGUAUGCAUCUACUCAGAACUAAGCCCCUUUGGAGUUUGGGGGGGUUUACUCUCAGUUAAGUGUGUAUAUAGAACAGUAGCUUAAGUCUAUAGUCAUUAAUAAUAAUAAUAAUAAUAAUAAUAAUUACAAAGAAGUAGGAAAGUACAAGAUGAAAAAAGCAAAGGAAAGGAUAACAACAAAAUAUAAACAGCAAAAAUAAAAGUUAAAAUAACAACAGGGCAAAAAAAAAAUAGUGGGAAACCACAUUAAGAUUAAACCAGGGGUAGACAAUGUGGCCCCCUCUGAAUUCUCUUAAGCCACAAAUCCCAUAAUUCCUGGCGACUGAACAAGCUGACUAGGGUUGUUGGGUGCUGUGGUCCUGCAAAAUCUGGAGGGGACAACAGAGAUGGCAAAUCUGAGGGACUCCCAGAGUUGCAGUGGACAUGCUGGCUUGGGUUGAUGUGAUUCAGAGUCCAAAAACACCCAGAGGGCCACAGGUUCCCCAUCAUUUCAGAAAGCAGAAGAUUACCACAUGUUGACAAAGUUUCUUUGCAGCGAAUGUCUCUAUUGGAAACAGCUGCUGCCAGUUUAUAACCUGCUUUUUUCAGGUUGUGCCCAUGUUUGGAUGUGUCACUGGAAGAGAUAACAGUGGCACAUUGCCGCAGAAGAUCCAGUGCCUCAGGACAGAAGGGGGCAGAAGGGAGUCAAACAAGAUAUUGAAAUGAAACCUGGGCCAUAAACUACUGUAACACGACGCAGCUAAUGCGGACAGCAGCCUCAAACCAAAAUAGAAAACGUUUUGGAAAGCAUUGCAGAGGAGACGGUGUGUGUGUGCUGCUUCAUGGAGCAAUGCAGGAAAACAUGCUUCAUUGAGGGUGUAAUUCAUCUGAGCCUUUAAUUGCGACAGGAUAUUGUGUGUCACAGAAUGUCCCUAUUCGAAAGGACUUUCUUGUUUUUACUACUCUUGGGAGGGGGGCUAGGGGGCGGUGAGGAGUGUUUGACUUGGUGUUUUUAGGAAGAGCAAGGGAGGAGAACAUAGUGGGAAGUUAGUGUCAUGAUAAUAAUAAUAAUAAUAAUAAUAAUAAUAAUAAUUUAUUAUUUAUACCCCGCCCAUCUGGCUGGGCUGCCCCAGCCGCUCUGGGCGGCUUCCAACAAAACACUAAAAUACAAUAACCUAUUAAACAUUAAAAGCUUCCCUAAACAGGACUGCCUUCAGAUGUCUUCUAAAAGUCUGGUAGUUGUUGUUCUCUUUGACAUCUGGUAGGAGGGCGUUCCACAGGGCUGGUCAUUGGAAAGUUAGCAGAAUAAGUCCAUUUAUUUUCCCACCUCUGUCCCUAUUUUCCAGAGACAGGCUAAGAAUGACGAAAGCUAUCCCAGCUUCUGAUUUGAUCCUGGAAUGUCCCUAUUUUCCCUGGCUCUGCAUCUCGGAGCCAAUGUGUCCUGUGGGGCUGGUCCUUGGCGGCAGCAUCCUCUCCUCCUCACCUGCUUUCCAGCGGUUGCUAUGAGCUGCCCAAGGGAUGCGGCCAGCAGCAGAGACCAUGGAGAGGCAAUGGGAUGCUGCCUCACAGCUGCUGCAGCCGCUGACACCUGGGACAAGCGCCGGUUCAUCCUUUCUCCCAAGCUUGGUGGCAGCAGCACUUGUGGGGGAAAUAGGAACAUUCCAGGAUCAAAUCAGAAGCUGGGAUGGCUUUCAUAAUUCCAGACUGUCUCUGGAAAAAUGGGACAGUUGGAGGGUAAGUCAUUAAUAUCACCAGACCAACCUUCUCAGUAGUGGCUCCCUGCCUGGGUAAUUCUCUCCCCUGAGAGGCAUGCCAGGCACCAUCACUAUCUGCUUUUACAUGCCAGGCAAGAAACAUGCUUAUUCACUUAGGAUUUUGGACCCUAGAUUUCUGGUUGUCUUUCAGUGGGGUAGGGUCUCUUUCUCUCUCUCUCUGUAUUAUAUAUGUGUGUGUGUAUAGAUAUAGAUCUCCUGCCAACCUAGCAGUUCGAAAGCACCUCAAAGUGCAAGUAGAUAAAUAGGUACCGCUCCGGCGGGAAGGUAAACGGCGUUUCCGUGUGCUGCUCUGGUUCGCCAGAAGCGGCUUAGUCAUGCUGGCCACAUGACCCGGAAGCUGUCUGCGGACAAACGCUGGCUCCCUCGGCCAGUAAAGCGAGAUGAGCGUCGCAACCCCAGAGUCGGUCACGACUGGACCUAAUGGUCAGGGGUCCCUUUACCUUUACUUAUAGAUAAGCAUCUUAGGUUGUUUUCAUGCUUGCUUUUACACUCGUUUUCAGUGUUUUAUUUUUGAAAGUCUCUUUGAACAGAGAGCUUCCUGCAAAAAGCGACAAACAAACAAACAAGCACAUACGGUGGUGAUGCCUUUGCUUGUUGUGGCAGGCAUGUGGAUAAUGGGAUAUGUCCACUUCUAACCUGAUAGUGCCCCUCCAAAUUCCCUCUCCACACUGUCCUUCUUGGCUCUUCUCCAGGGAUCUUCAGAUGGUUCCUGGAAUUACGGGUGGUUGGGAAACUGACACUGCACGAACCCACCUCUGGCCUGUCUGAAGGCAAAGUGAUAAAUAUAGCGAUGUCGGACCGUGAAAGCAAUUUUGGAAGCAUUCAGACAAGGGGCCUCCCCAUGACUGACAGGGACAUAUUGGCACGUACAUUUCUGUCUGUUAAGAUCUGAUUAUUUUGUAACGCUCUAUAAACAGGUGAUCCUCAGCCUCCCAAGGCAGAAAGAUUUCCUUCCUGGCAAGAUUCUUGGUCUUUCCCCCUCUCUGGGAUUUUUCAUGCGAUAGGCUGCUUUUUACACGUGAAUGACUUCUGGUGGAUGAGGGCCUGAAUUCUUGUAUGGAAUCCUGCUGCAUGAUCUCAGUUGCCUGAUGAGAGCAAUCAGCUUGCUGGUCUCCUCCUUACAUGCUCCGUCUUCUCUGCAGUGUUGAAAAGCAAAACUCGUCACCUGGUGAUAGUCGCAAAGCCCUUGCUCCUGCUUGAUUUUUCUUUUUUUAAAAAACCACUGAAUUGGCUUGUGCAAUGGGAUUGCUGGAUAAUUCCAGGGUUCAGUGAAGAGACGUGACCUGCAUUAUUAGACCAGGAGUUGACAUCCUGACAUACUAACCAUCUCAUAUUUUUUCCCUUUUUUCCUUUUUUCACCAUGGAAGUGAACGCCACCUCUGGAGGUGCCAAGGACCACCCGCUCAACUAUCACCAAAUGCCAGUAAGUAAGCAACCCCUUAGGGUAAUGAGGAAUAGAUUUCCAGAGGUUCCAUCUGUGAGCAGAAUCGAACCCUUUGUUUCUGCUGUUGAUGAGCAGAGCAGAAGGUUUGUCCACACUCUCCUAAGUGUUGGAGGAAGAAAGGGGGAAAGUAUGGCCAUGCGUCAAACAAAGCUAGAUUUCCCCCCCAGGAGGAAAAGACUAUCCAGAUAAUUGAGAAUUAGUCAAAUAAUAAUAAGAAGGAAGGUCUGCAUGCAUGAAUUGGCUCAUUGAUGCAAAUAAUUAACUUGUCUGUCGAAGAUGAAAAAGAACCAAGCUCAUGGGAAAGUGCUCCAUCUGAGUGCUUUUAUUAGAACCAAAACAUCAGCUCAGAAUGGUACGUUCAGGACCAGCUCUACAGUUAGGUAGGGUGAGGCUGCUGCCUCAGGUAGCACAUACUGGAGGAUAGGAAGUGGUGGUGAGGUGCUAGAUAACAGAGCUGUGCUGCCCUCAGAGGUGGUGGAGGACACUCUUCAGUUGCCAGUGUCGAAGUGAGAUUAUUUAUUUCUUUAUUUAUUUAUACCCUGCCCAUCUGGCUGGGUUUCCCCAGCCACUCUGGGCGGCUUCCAACAAAAUAUUAAAAUACAAUAGUCUGUUAAACAUUAAAAGUUUCCCUAAACAGGGCUGCAUUCAGAUGUCUUCUAAAAGUCUGGUAGUUGUUUUUGUCUUUAACAUCUGGUGGGAGGGCGUUCCACAGGGCAGGUGCCACUACCGAGAAGGCCCUUUGCCUGGUUCCCUGUAACCUCACUUCUCGCAGUGAGGGAACUGCCAGAAUGCCCUCGGCGCUGCACCUCAGUGUCUGGGCAGAAUGAUGGGGGGGGGGGAAUCUAUCCUUCAGAUAGAUUCAAUGCUGGGCCAACUGGCUUCAGUACAGGGAAAUAGGAGGCUGCACCAUCUUGUCCAUCAUCUCAGGCACCACAAUGCCUUGGGCUGGCCCUGGGUACAUGGGGUUCCAGGGCACUUGACUGAGAGCAGCUUAGCAGUAACAGUACAACAGCACCUUGCCCCACUUAUGGUGGCACUUUUCCAUUCAGGGUACGUCAGCUCUGGUGUGUAUCUGGUGUGAUGGAGACAACACAUUGGGUUAGGGGCAUUAAAAUAUGUUAUCCAUUCUACUUGGGAUGCAACUAAAGGAAGGAGUGGUGUGUUUUUUGGAGACAGGGUUGACAUAGCAGAGGUGAUACCUAAACUAGCUCAGAGCCAUUUUGAGAAAAUGUUAUGGGAUGGGGGACUUAAUGCUGCCUAACUUCCUAUAUCUCUGGUUGUGAAGUUAGAAUGGUUGUGGUGAUGUGGAACUCUGAGAUCACCCAAACAGGCAAAAGAAUAACUUCCGAUGCCAAAAGGCAGCCUCUGACCCUUAGCAGAUGGCUUUCGCCAGUUGCCAUAUUUAGACAGGAAGGGAAUUCCUCUUCCCAAGGUCAUAUUGGCUAGUAACUGUAGGGUUUUUGUGCUUUCCCCUGCAGGCUCUGUCUUGGCUUGCUUCCACACUAGCAAUCAGGAACUUGGAUAGGCACCUGUCUUUUGCUUGUCUCAAGUGGUUGGCUUGAUCAGUGACAGUUGGUCAGAAAGAUAGCUUUGUACGGGAUACUUGAUAGUUCUAGAACUGGUGUGGGGAAGGUGUUGUCCUCCAAAUGCUAUUGGACUCAAACUCCCAUCAGCUUUGAUAGGAGAUGAUGGGAACUGUAGUCCAGAAACACUGGGGGGGGGGGCACAUCUCUCCCACCACUGUGCCAAAGGCUGGUUCUCAUAUGUAUUAUAAUGCUUGAUGACUCACCUCUUGAAGACUCAUCGUUUCAAUGAGUUGCAGGAGUGCUGAGCAUGGUCAUUGGAGCUCAUGCAUUGGAGCCCAUGCAAGGCAACGUGGGCUUUCUCUCAGUGGCAGCUCGUUCACACAUUGAACUCGUCACUAGAGGGACAUACGUGUGGGGAACUAGUCUGAAGGUUCUUUGAAUCAGAUGCACUCUGCACUUGUGAAAUAAGAUCUCACACACCCACACAAGGGGGAACAGAUUUAACUUUUAAGCAGUUUUUACAAAAUCUGUUCCUUAGCUGUGGAGUGAUUUUGCUUUGAGUUGAUCCUUCGUCAGCAAGGGAAUGGUGAGAAUUUGACUUUCCACACUUUGCUAGCCCAGAAGGAAAGCUACAGAAGACAAGGGGCAACCUUUGGGCAUUUUUAUGAGACCAGAUUUCAUUUAUAUGGGAAGGAAAAUCUUGCAAAAGCAUAGUUAAGACCCAUUGAUUCAAAUGAGAGAAAUUAACGCAGCAAUUUUAUGCACAGUUCCUUGGCAAUAAGCCUAAUUAGUUAGCUCAGUGAGACUUCUCCAUUGGCAUGCCUAAAAUUGUACUAUUAAUCUGGUGUUUAAUUCUCCCACUGAAACUCAUGGAAGUGCUUUCAGGGGGGCCAGAUUGUGCUUUUAAUUUCCUGCAUUAAUUUUUUGCUUUCUCUCUCAUAUCAUGUGAUUCAUGCACUGAUGAUCCAUUGAUGAACAGGCUGCCCUAUGUGAACCCAUUAUGUAAGUGACAGGAAAGGCUUUUUCCUGGGUCAGCCUUGGAUAGAUGGAUCAAAUUGUCCUAGCCAAGUUGCUCCAUCGUGAUUGACUGAUGGCAAGUUCAAUGUUCGGAAGUAACCUGCAAAAGCUCCGGGUGGAUUGUUGAACGGUGGACUUCAUGAAAAGAUGGCCGAAUAUGAGAUGGACUUGGCAGGUUCAGCUUGGAACUUUUUUGGUCAUACAAUCAGAGAGCUUGGAGAGGGCCUCAAAGGGCUUCUAGUACAACAUGGAGCUAUAAUACAUCUGAAAAGACAAACAUCGAUCAUGUCUCCAGGUUUUCCAGGCAGCAGGAGAUCCAGUUAGAGGGGGUGGAGAAACUUGAUUCUGAUGGCAGUUAAAAUUAUAAGUUUUUCUGAUCAUCUCUGCUGUAGCUUUCUAUUGCUUCAGGCACACCUUGGUGACAAUUCUUGCUUUGGCAUCUUCUUCUUCUGAUCAUCUUAGAAAUACAGGGGGUUAGGAAUAAAAAGGAAGCACCACACACACAAAAAUGAGGUGUGUGGGGGUUCAGGUUGAGGAGGUGCUGCUGGAAAUAUCACACAGGGAACAACAUGCCAAGUAAGAACAAGACAAAAUGUUUUUGUCUGCAACAAAAUGCUGCUGCUGCUGCUGUUCAGGAUUCCAGCCUUCCCAUUUGUCCCUCCACUGGUUUUUCCAUGUUUUCAUCAACAGUGAGUCAAAAGAGAGUCAGCAUUCUGUGGCCACUGAGCAUGCCUGGUCUUCGUAGGAGGGGCUGUAGGUUGGGGUUUCUCCCUGUAGGUUUCCCCCUAAAAACAUUUGCAAUUUUUGCAGAUUUUGAGGUUUCCCAGAGCCUUGUGCUAUUUCUCUUUAGUGUGCUUUGGUGCUGCUUUGGCUAAAUAAGGAAUGGCACUCACAGCAUGAAGACUGGAACUAAAAGGAACAAAUAGACAUAUAGGAAGCCUCCUUGUACCAAAUUGGAACAUUGGUUUGUCUAGCUCAGUAUUUUCUCCAAGAAGUAUGGGGAACCUCUGGUUCUCCAGAUGCUGCUGGACUACAGCCCCAGUAAGCAUGGCCACCUGAUCUAUAAUAAUGUAAUAAUUUAUUAUUUAUACCCUGCCCAUCUGGCUGAGUUUCCCCAGCCACUCUGGGCAGCUGUUGAUCUACAGUGAUCAACAGCAGCUAUCCAUAAUAGUUUCACACAAGGGUCUUUCCCAACUCCACCAGGAGAUGUGGAUAGAAGGAACCAUCAAUUUUUGUUCUCAGUUUCUUAUUUUGCCAGUCUUAAAUUCAGUUCACCACAUUUUGCAGCAAUUUGCAUAUUAAAAGAACACUCAUGAAAAUUCAUUAGCAUUUUAGCGCAUUUUUUUUCUAUAAACACAUUUUUAUAUGCAGUUUUGACAUAUUUUUGCAAGCAAUCUCACCAUAUAUAAUGCACUUUUAAAUGUUAUUUUCAACAAUAUAUUUAAUUUUAUGCAUAUUUUCUCCUUAAAUGUGCAUUGCUUACUUGGAGCACUACAUUGCGAAGCUUAAGUGUGAAGAGAUGGUUGUGUUUCAAUUCACAUAAUGUGUAAACAGGAUAGAUUUAGCUUUACAUGUGUACUGAAUCAAAAUUCUCCUCCAUCCCUACCUGGUGCUGUCUGAGCUAUGGACCUUCCCCAAAGGAUAGCAAAAAUAAGGACAAACCGUUUAUUCUAAACCAUGCUCUCUUGGGGAGAGAGAGAGAAAGAGAGAGAAGUAAAUAAACUGUGCCUUUCUCAGAGGCAUACUGUACGUAGAGUCCCUUGUGCCCUUGGCAAGGAGCUAUAUUGUCCCCUGAAAACUACACUUUACUGCAAUAGAAUUGAGCAAUUACUACAUUUUACAUGACCCAAGUGCUCAAAGCAUCCAGAGUGAGGGCAAGGUGAAGUAGAAGGGCAGAUAAAAUUGCGUGUUUUUGUGCCAUGGUGUGAGAAAGACAGAAAGCUUCCCCCACAUUUGAUCUUGCUGCAACAGCAAUGGCACAGCACCACACACAUAAAUGUCCUACACCCCAUAGUUUGAUAGGUGAUUUUUGCACACCUUGCCCUGGGCUUGCACCCUUGACAAGGGUUUUGACAGCCCCUAGGUACUUAUCUGGCCUUUCUGUAACAUAAGGAGCAAUGAUGAGAAAAUGGAAAAACUCCAGCUAGUGAACUCACUGGCAUUUAUUUUUGGCUAAUGGAAUAUCCUCCAUUAGUGGGGAGGGUGGGGGAGUGGAAAGAAAGACAACAAAAACACUGUUCACAUGGUGUGUGUCUGGGGUUUGCUUUGUCAUCAUUCCAGGAAAAUAAGAAUGAAGAGGCAGCUCAGCAACACGGCAAUGAGGAGGAGGAGGAGGAGGAGGGAAAGAAAGAAAUGGGCAAGAAAACCUGGGGCGAUAUGGCCAAGGAUAUGAAAAUCUUCCUUUGGAAUCCUGAGACAAGGCGGUUCAUGGGCAGAACAGCUCAUAGCUGGGGUAAGUCCAUCAUUUCCUCCCACCCCAUCUGAAACGGGAGGCAACCGUAGCAGGAUGUGGACAGAGGAAUAAAUGCAGGAAAGCCUUGCGUUGAUAUCAUUUGCACCCUCUUAGGCUUGGCUACUGUUGGGAAUCAUGGACUGGUGCCAAAGAUGGGGGUAAAGAAAUGAAGGUGGUAUGAAGGGAAAUGGAAUUGCAGAGGCUGUUUUGGGAGGCUGUUCCAAGCCACAAUGGUCAGUGAAAGAGGCAGGGCAGAGUCUUGUGAAGAAGCAUGAGAGCUUUCAACGUCUGAGGCUGAUGUGGAGUUGAGUCUGUGAAGGUCAUGGCAGGGAUGUGUCGGGGUUUAAGGGCGAUACGAGAAGGGCUUUGAAGUUAUAUAGCAAGGAUGGGGACCCUGAAAACUUUAGGGUGGCCAUUUAUUUAUUCUGCCCCCAAAGGCAAAAUGAACCUAUAAUUGCAUGUGGUAGUGCUAAAUGUACAAGCUACGAUUUCUGGUGUUCUUAUACCCUACAACAUUUAUCUAAUGAAAAUAGGGAAGUCCCUUUCCAUAAUGAAAAUUUUACUAUUUAUACCCCACCUAUCUGACUGGGUUGCCCCAGUCAUUCUGGGAAGCUUCCAACACAUUUAAAAACAUAACAAAACAUUAAACAAACUUCCCUAUACAGGAUUGCCUUCAGACGGCUCAGUGGGCCGGAUAACUCCAUACCCUCCAACAUUUCUCCAAUGAAUAUAGGGACGUCCUAAGGAAAAGUGGGACAUUCCAGGAUCAAAUCAGAAACUGGGACUGCUUCUCUAAAUCAGGGAUGUCCCUGGAAAAUAGGGACACUUGGAGAGUCUGGUGUUGUACUUCCACUAACAGAGGCAGUAUGCCUUUGGGUACCAGUUGCUGGGAGUCACAGGUGGGCACAAUACUGUUACCUUCAAGUUUUGUUUGCAGGCUUCCAAUGAGCAUCUGGUUAGACACCAGGCUCUUCUUAUAUAUAUUGCCACAGUCUUCCCCACUACUUUUCACAAUCCUAUGUAGAUCAACUCAAGGAAAAUCCUUUUAUGUUUGGAAAGAGGCAAGGUGGACAUCCAUUUGCUUUGGAUGGCAAUAAAUUCUGGGCCAAUUUUGACAAAACUGGGAGUGAUCCUGCUUCCUAAAGGAAUUAUAUUAGUGAUGAUUACCAUGUUGAAUAGAAGAUUGUGAUCAGCGAUGGCUGGUGCCCAACUGAGUGGAGCAGAAGACAGGGAGGCCAACAGAAGGUGGAGCCAGAACCAAUGACAGGCAGAGCCCAAUCAUUCUUAUUUUGUCCCCAUCCUCCUCCCUGCUGAGUUUACAAGGACGAAUGCUAAGACUAAGGAAGAGGAAGUAAGCAGACAAUGCUGCUUCCUGGACUGGUUGUAAGUAAGAAGGCAGGCAAGUAGCCAGGCCAUGACUUGUGGGGCAGUGCCCCAUUUGCCCUAAUGAACCAGCCUCUACUGAUUCUAGUACCCACAUGGAUGGAUUCCCAGGCUGCUGGAAGGGGCAGAACCUGGUAGUAUGGUACCCAGGUAGUGAAGAGCUCAAUUGGCUAGAGUGUGGUGCUGAUAGCACUAAAGUUGCAAGUUCAAUCCCCAUAUGGGACAGCUGCAUGUUCCUGCAUUGCAGGGGGCUGGACUAGAUCAGCGUUUCCCAAACUUGAGUCUCUCCAGCUGGUUUUUUUGAACUACAGCUCCCAUUACCUGUAGCUAGCAGGACCUGUGGUCAGGGUUGAUGGGAACUGUAGUCCAAAAACAGCUGGAGACUCAAGUUUGGGAAACACUGAACUAGAUGAUCCUCAGGGUCCAUUCUAGCUCUACAAUGCUAUGGUUUUAUUUGCCAGGCUAAAAUUAGACACCCACACCCUUGGGGUGCCUUUGCAAUGCCAGCUAAGCAAGGCUCCGGAUUUUGGGAAGGAGGCACUAGGCUUUAGACGUGGGUGGCGCUGUGGGUUAAACCACAGAGCCUAGGACUUGCUGAUCAGAGGGUCGGUGGUUUGAAUCCCUGCAAUGGGGUGAGCUCCCGUUGCUCGGACCCUGCUCCUGCCAACCUAGCACUUUGAAAGCAUGUCAAAGUGCCAUUAGAUAAAUAGGUACCGCUCUGGCGGGAAGGUAAACGGCGUUUCUGUGCGCUGCUCUGGUUCGCCAGAAGCGGCUUAGUCAUGCUGGCCACAUGACCCAGAAGCUGUACGCCGGCUCCCUCGGCCAAUAAAGCGAGAUGAGCGCUGCAACCCCAGAGUCGGUCAUGACUGGACCUAAUGGUCAGGGAUCCCUUUACCUUUUUAGAGCCCUCAAGCCUCCUUCCAAAAGCUAGGUAAACACUGACUAGGCCAGGGGUCAGCAAACUUUUUCAGCAGGGGGCCGGUCCACUGUCCCUUAGACCUUAUGGGGGGCUGGACUAUAUUUGGGGGGGGGGAAUGAACGAAUUCCUAUGCCCCACAAAUUACACAGAGAUGCAUUUUAAAUAAAAGGACACAUGCUACUCAUGUAAAAACACGCUGAUUCCCAGACCAUCUGCGGGCCAGAUUGAGAAGGCGAUUGGGCCGGAUCCAGCCCCCGGGCUUUAGUUUGCUUACCCAUGAACUAGGCUUUGGGAAGGAGGCAGAAAGGUAAUCCUUUAGCUCCUGUGCCCUUUGUGGUGGAACUGGUUGCACUGCCCUCAAUCCACCACCGCUGCUGGUAAUGGGUGUUGGAUUUUAUGACAUUUAUUUUCUGUUCCCCCUGCCCAAGGCUUGCAGGGCAAUGAACAUUCCCCUCAGCAUUGGGGAAAAAAAUCCACGAUCCUCUGAGGUAGAUUAGAACAAGCAGCAGAGAAUAAUCCAAUGACUACCCAGUGAUGUUCGUGAAGUGAUUCAAAACCAGGACUCUCAGGGUUCAUUCUGACACUCUAGCCAGAAUGCUACACUGUCUUUCAAGGCAAAUUGGUGAAUGAGAGAGAGAGAGAGAGAGAGAAUUUGGGUGCAGGUUCCAGAUCCGAGGGAAUGCCAGAAUUAGCACCAAUUAGCUUGUCCUCGUGAAUUAUUAAAAAUGUUUUAAAAUAAAGAAAAGAACAAUCACAGUUCCUAUUGCCUUUUGCGUUGAUGCUUUUCUAUGCUCCAAGAAGGGUUUCUCGCCCUCCCCACCCUUGCUGGCCCCUCGCCAAAGCCACUAACAGGCCCAAAUUAAGUUUGCUGUACUCCCAGCCCGCCCCAGUUUGUUCUCAGACCUAAAAGUUCCUCUCAGCAUAAAAGCCUCAGGAACGUGGAGGUGAAAGGGCACAUCUGCAUUCUCAAAGAUUUUCCUGAAACUGGACUUGGGCUUUUCCUGGGAAAUAAACACACAGAAAUAGGUUGGGUUAGAAGUUUGCUUCAGUAUCAUUAUUAUUUCUAAAGCCCCUGGGAUUUGUUCUCUUGAGACAAUCUGUCCAUCAUCUUAGGUCUCUGGUCAGGACAGAGCCUAAAGGCAAACAGGCAUUUCUGUGCUGUAACCACACGUCUAUUUUUAGGGAGGGCUCAACACUUGAGUUUUUGAGGCUGGGUCCCUGGUCUCCUGACCCUUUCUCCUUUUGAGGAAGGGUUGUAGCUUAAUUGCGGAGUAUCUGCUUUGCAUGCAGAAGGUCCCAGGUUCAAUACGCAGCAACUCCAGGUAAGACUAGGAGAAAACCCUGAUUGAAACCUUGGCAAACUGCUUCCAGUCAGUGCAGACAGUACUGAGCUACACACGCUACACUUGAUCUUAGCCAACAAGCUAAAUGGAUGUAAUUGUCUGACUCAGUAUAAGGCACCUUCCUAUGUUUUAAAGAACUUAUUUUUAAGAAAUUUGCUGACAUGCGGCAAGGCAUGGGGCAGUAAGAUCCCCGUCACUACCAUUUUAAUUUGCCCAGAGGUACUUUACACCUGUAUGCAAAUUUGUGACAAUGGGACUGCGCAUAGAGUUCUUUAAGUACCUAGCAAACCCCCUGAUAACAUCAGGGAAGAGCAUUUCAUACCAUGCACCCCAAAUUAUUUUCUUCCACAUGCCUUAGGUUUGCUAAGCAAAUGUGCCUUGAGUACUGUUGCUGUUGUUUAGUCAUUUAGUCGUGUCCAACUCUUCAUGACCCCAUGGACCAGAGCACGGCAGGCACUCCUGUCUUCCACUGCCUCCCGCAGUUUGGUCAAACUCAUGCUGGUAGCUUCGAGAACACUAUCCAACCAUCUCGUCCUCUGCCAUCCCCUUCUCCUUGUGCCCUCCAUCUUUCCCAGCACCAGGGUCUUUUCCAGGGAGUCUUCUCGUCUCAUGGGGUGGCCAAAGUACUGGAGCCUCAGCUUCAGGAUCUGUCCUUCCAGGGAGCACUCAGGGCUGAUUUGCUUCAGAAUGGAUAGGUUUGAUCUUCUUGCAGUCCAUGGGACUCUCAAGAGUCUCCUCCAGCACCAUAAUUCAAAAGCAUCAGUUCUUCGGCCAUCAGCUUUGAGUACUGCCUGAUCCAAAUUAAUAGCAAUGAUAAUUUAGAAUUACCAUCAUUCUUAUUAUCACCUCUCAAUUACCAACCUACUUCCAUGCAUAGUGGGGAAGCAUUACUUUAUAUAUAUUUUUUCCAUUUUAUGCUUCUCCUUCUACCACCCACAACAACCCUGCGAGGGAGGGAAGUUAGGUCAGGAAGUAGAAACAGCCUCAGGCACCUAGGGAGCUUUAUAGUUGAGUGGGGAUUUGAACCUACCGUAGGUCUCCGAGGUCCUGGUCCAAUACUCUAACCACUACACACUACAGUAACUCUGGAAACACGAAAUGCAGCACCCUCAUUACCUUAAACAUAUAUCUAUAUCUAUCGAUCUGUCUAUCAAUCUUAUCUCCUUAAAGGCAUGCAUCAAUAUUGCUUUUCAUUCUAGUUGGCACCCCAUCACCCAAUAAAAUAAACACCCUCCUCAACCACACUAUCUGCAUCUUAAUGCGGGAGCAAAUAGGGGCAGAGGGAGCUGCCUUGUACCUCAGACCAUUGAUCCAUCUACCUCAGUACUGUCAGCAGUGCCAGGGGUGCCAUCUCACCCUCCGGGUUGUGGGUGCCUGCCGCUGUAACAUGGACGUGCGAUGUCACACGCCUGCCCUUAGAAGAGAAGGGGGGCUCCCCUCCUCCUCUCCACAGCCAGUGAGACACCCUUUUCUCCGGGGAAGGGCCUGGACUCGGGGGCAGACUCUGCCUCCACGUCUGAGCCCCCUCUUUGCAAAGGGCGACUUGCUGGCUGGCUGUGGAAGGUGGAGCUGAACUGCUUCUCUCUCAGAGGUAGCGCCACAGAAGUUGACUGGCUGUGUCCCUCCAGCUUUGCUCAUUGACUUUGUGGGUGCCCAGCCCCCACAAUUAUAUUAUUGUGAAUGCCCAAGCUCCCACAGCCCCCUGGAGUUGGCUCCUAUGGCCUGUACUGAUUGGCAAUGGUUCUCCAGAGUUUCGAACAAAUAUUUCUCCCAACCCUGUCUAGAGAUUAUUGACCUGGGACCUUCUUCAUGCAAAGCAGGUGCUUGACUAUUGAGCUACAGCUCCUUUACAAAGUACCAGGGGGCAGCUGAUCAAGUCCAGCAUCCUUUUCUGUAUGCCUGGAUAGAGAGCCUUGCUGCCCCCUACUCUGUGGGACCAGCAUAAUUACUGCUGCUUCUUCAUACAGGUUACCUCUUACCUCCAUGGGAAGUCAACAGCGUUUUGUAUUUUCUUGUCUUGCAGGCCUGAUACUCUUAUUUUACCUCGUUUUGUACUUGUUCCUGGCUGGGAUGUUUGCAUUUUGCAUGUAUGUGAUGUUAAUGACUCUGAGCCCCUAUACACCGAAGCACAGGGACAGAGUUGCUCCACCAGGUAAAUUAUAUAUACUUGAACUCAGAUCGCUGUAGCUCAGUUGCCUCUGAGCGCAGCUUGCUAGGCUCAUGGAAUUUAUAUCAACCCUACGUAUGUUGGUGGUGGUGAUGCACCAUGUAUAUCCCAGGCGCAUGAGACCACCACCUUGCUGAAGCUAAGCAGAUCUGGGGCUGACCAAUGCCUGGAGGGCGGGUGACUACCUAGGGACCACACGUACACCACAUUGGGUUCUAUACCAGAAGAAAGGUGUGGGAUGUUCAUGUUAGAAAGGAAGGCCCCAUCUGCACUAUGCAUUAAAAGCAGUAUCAUACCACUUUGACAGUCAUGGCUUCUCCCAAAGAAUUCUGGGGAUUUUAGUGUGUUAACUGUUCUGGAAGUAUGUAGGAGACAAAUCCCUGUUUCUGGGAAGAAGAGUUGACUGAUAAACCCCCCUGGGGAUUGCAACUGAGAGUUUUUGGGAGGCCCUAUUCCCCUCUCAGUACCAGCAGAAAGCCUAGCAUCUGGUUUGGGGCUAUUGUUACAUCCUUGGAUAGUUUCUGAGGGCCUGCCUCCUGCGGUGGGGUGGGGUGGCCAUUUCACAGUUGUCCCCUGACCCUCCACUGCUGUUCUGCAUGGGGUUGUGCCUCUGAAUACCAGUUCCUGGGAAACAUGGUUGGGAAGAGUGUGGUGUUCUCAGGUCUGGCUUGUGGGUUUCCCAGGGGCAUCUGGGUGGCCACUGUGAGAACAGGAUGCUGGCACAGAUGGGCCUUUGGCCUGAUCCAGCAGCCCACUUCUUGCAUUCUUUUGAGCUGAGGAGCUAUAGUAUAUCCACUGCAACCUGCUGCCCAAAUGUGCAAGGCAGGGGGCGGCCGUGGGUCCUUGCUGCCAUUGUUACCCCUUUGCUUCCUCUGGUGCUUGAGCAAUGAACAGCUAUGGAAGAAGGAGCAGCAUCCUGCUCUCUCGCUCUGGAUGGUGGGUUCAGUUGAGAGAGCAAAGGGAGGAGGAAAGGAGGAACCACCACAACUAUAGGAAGCGGUGCUAUAGAGAUGGGGCAUCAAAGGGCAGGGAAAGCCCAUCAGGGAACUUCUUGCCAACCUCUGUUCAAUUAAAAAAAGCUCCAUUUUGGAUUCACACUUCCGUUUUCUGGCGUUUUCUGUUGCAGGAGUUAUGAUUAGACCACACAUUAGCAGCUCAGUCAACAUUGCGUUCAAACCCGCUGACGCCGAUUCGUGGCAGAAAUAUGUGGAUAACCUGCAUGCGUUCCUACAAGGUGGGAUUUCUGUUUUGUUUUUUUUUUGUGUUUUUUUUGUAUAUUACUAACACCCUGUCCCCCCCAACUCCAUAUAAAUUAGCCAAUCUUUUUUUAAAAAAAAUGUUUUCUAUUAAAAGAUUUUCCAUAAGUAACAAAAGUACAUUCAGUGUCUCUGUUUUUAAAUUGUAAGAAUCCUUCAUACAGGUCAAUUACAGUCAGUUUGAGACAUUUUUGUUGCAGGCAAUAUGGGGUUGAGGGGGAAAGAGAAGUGGGGAUAGAGAGAGAGGAGGAAAUAGAAAAAGAGGGAAAAGAAGGGGGAGGAAGAGGAUAAAUUAGCCAAUCUGAUGAAGUCAAACUGGGAAGAAGAAUCGUUAGUAAUGACAUUCAAGUCAUGUGACUCAGCCAACCUGUAGGAAUCCUAUGUACCUGAAAUAUAUUCAGAGUUGCUGACCCAUUAGUAGUUCAGCGGGGCUCCGGCCAGUCGUUGAGCUGGGGGUGCUGUGCUGUGCUAGAAGGAAUGUGGCAAGGCGGUACUCCCAAUCCCCUUGCGUCAUGCGGCGGAGGGUGUCCUUGGUGGUCCGCACCAGGUUGAACGGCGAGAAGCUGCUGUCGGUUGCCAUUCUGAGUUCCUUGUGUCCCGGAGCUGAAGCCUGGAUACACGGUGCGAGGCAGCGGUGCGGCAGGUGGCGGUGCUGUGGUGCUGUGUGUGGCAGUCAGCUCAGCGGGAUCCCAUCCCCGUCGCCAGUGAAAUAUACUCAGAGUCGCAAAGUGAUUUCAUGCUCUUUAUUCAGCUUAUAGUGGUGAGGAGGAAUGGAAGUCCCCUCAAAGUAUCUGCUUUAUAUACAUUAUUUACACAAUGGGCUGCACGUGAUUGGCUAAUUCCGGACUUCUCCUGUAAGCCAAUCAGGUUGUGGAUUCACUUCUAUCUGGAGCUGGAUAGGGUGGCUCCUGCCGACCAAUCAUACUGCUGCAUUGUUCUAGGACCAAUCAGACUGCUGCAUUUUGGAUCCUAUUCAACUCAGUACAUAACAGUACCCACUGGCCCUGCCUACCACUGGCACGUGGCCUUUGGAAACAGAGGCAGAUUUAGGGCAGCACAACUGGUUCAUCCACCCUGGACGGCAAGCCAUUAGGGCCCCACAGGGGAUGCUGCAGCAACAAUGUAGGACGGAAGGCGAGAAGCAGAGGGUGCUGAAUUUUGGCAUUGUACAGGGUGCUGCUGAAUUUUGAAAUCCCAAAUUCUGCCACUACUUGGAAGGAUAACCAAGUGAAUGUGGAGCCCUUUGGACCUAUCUGCCUCCUGUAGCAAGAGAAAACGUUGUGGUGAAAGACAUACGGAAUAUUAACGUUCUCUGUAUUAUUACCUUUAGAUUAUGAUGACAAAGUUCAAGAAGAGAAGAACAUUAAAUGCAAUGAAGGCAAUUAUUUCAUCCAAGACGAUGAAGAAAGUGGCCUGAGAAAAGCUUGCCAAUUCAAGCGAUCCGCAUUAAAUGCUUGUUCUGGAAUAGAUGAUCCAUCGUUUGGCUAUUCAACAGGACAACCUUGCAUCUUGCUGAAGAUGAAUAGAGUAUGUUCCCUGGCUUACUUUUUAUUUCUUUUUAUGUAUCCUGGAAUGGGAGAGGUGUAUGCUCACAUACAUUUGGUUAAUGAAGAAACAAAAAAUUGCUUUGCUGGUCAGAAAAAUACCGUAUUUUUUGCACCAUAACACUCACUUUUUUUCUCCUAGAAAGUAAGGGGAAAUGUCUAUGCGUGUUAUGGAGGGAAUGCCUACGGGUGGCGGGGGGAUCUGCUGCAGUCGUGAGCAGAGGAUCCAUGGUUCCCCUUCCUUCCUUCCUCCGUGGCUCGCUUUGAAACAGCAAAGCGGGAGAAGAGCCGCUGAGUGGGGAGGAGAGAGGGACAGAGAGCCUGCUUCUUUAAAGGAGCAAAGCGGGAGAGGAGAGGAGCCGCUUACACGAGUGUAAGCAGCUCUUGUCCAGUUGGUUCCUUUAAAGCAAGCAGGCUCUCUGUCCCUCUCUCCUCCCCACUCAGCUCGCUACAUAGCAGCAAAGUUUUUCAGCUUGCUAAGCCGGGGAUGAGCAGGGAGGAGGGAGAAAAGCAGAGCCUGCUUGCUUUAAAGGAGCAAAGUGGGAGAGGAGAGGAGCCUUCUCCCCUUAUACCCCUCUUCUUCAUUAUUAGCAGCAUCCUUCUCCACCCACUCCACACGUGCUCCUUGUCCCUUGAGUGCUUUCCCUUCCCUCCCCACUUAAAACAUGGUUACAAAGCACGGAUCCACAUGGAUCCUCAGGAUUUUUGCAUUGGGCUACUCCAAACUCAGAUCACAUGUCUGUGGCCACAGCAUGAACCACAAAAAUCAUACAUCCACUGUUUCGUUUAGAAUAUUUUUUUUCUUGUUUUCCUCCUCUAAAAACUACAUGCGUGUUAUGGUCGGGUGCGUGUUAUAGAGCGAAAAAUACAGUAAGUCUUUUGAAAUGGCAUGCUGUUUGCAGUGGUGGCCAAUUUUUGUUCAGAUCAAGAUGACAGCUGCCUCCUAGAAUACACAUGUUUCUGACUAUGCAGGUUUGAUUUAACUCUCAUAGUUCAUGGUUGUGUUAGUACACUAUCCUCUUAGUGUAGGGAUGGGGUUCCUGUGGCUAUCUAGAUGAUUCUGGACUACAGCUUCCAUCAUUCCUGAACAUUGGCCAUGCUGAUUGGGGCUGAUGGGAGUUGGAGUUAACUAACAACACUAUUGGUUCCCCUCUUAGUGAUUAAAAACUGUUUGUCUCAUAUCUGCUUAUUUGCUUUGAAUCAUAGCACAGUAAAUUUGUGUGAGAGGUGCAACAUAUUUCAUUUAAAAUGCUUCUAAUUUUUGGUAAGAAGUGAAGAGAAGGAACAUUACUCUUUGCUGGGCUCCUGUUUUAUUAAAUUGAUUUAAAUGAAUGUACAUUGUGUGAUCCUGACACAUAGUGGCGAUUAAUGUUGCUUUCAUAAGCUUGCCUGUUCUGGACAUUUCACUGAAACCAUUGGAUUUGCUUCCCAGUAAAUGCACUUUGGAGGAGGGCAUUAGGCUGUUCUCAAAAUUGGCGGUGUGGUUAUGGGGUUGGGAAAGCCCCAAGUCAUGGAUCUACAUCAUAAUUUGUUGCAGGGAAUUUAAAAAGAAAGAAAUCUUUUUAGUUGCACAUAUCUGAUAAACAGAUUUUUUUUAAUCAAAUCACCAGCUGAUUAAAAUGUGUUAUACUGGGUGUUAUACUAGGGCUGUUACUUCACUAAAUGGAUUCUCAGGUUCAUGUGUGUUGUGUUGACUGCUCAAUAGUCAAAAAUACUUCUUGGACUGGUUUGCAUAUAAUGCUAAACCAUGACUAAGUGUUAUGUGUAAACCCUACCUAGCAGCUUAACCAAUCUGAUACCAUGGUUUGUUAAUGGCUAACAAACCUUGGUUUGUUAUAACUGUGGCUUGGCAUUUUGUGUAAACCCUGCACCCUUCCUUAACCAUGAUUUGUUUGCCCACAUGGUUCCAGAUGGUCACUAAACUAUAAAGGCAUGAGGCGAAAACAACUGGGAAACAUACAAAACGUUCGAGAAAAGGCCCAUCCUUUUAUUGUCUGGGAGACAACUCAUGGUUUGCCAAACAAACUAUGGAAUACUUUUAUGUGCGAACCAAGGCAAUGUAUUAUAGCUGUGUAUCCUCCUGUGCUUUGCAGACCUGCUGGAACCAUAUAGCAAAAUAGGACUUCAUCUUAAUCAUAGGCUACCUUUUUUGUUUUUAAUUCAAAGAUAAUUAAAAAUACUGUCUUUUGUCAUAGAUUGUAGGUUAUAAGCCUGGUUAUGGGAAUCCAGUGACUGUGAGCUGCAAUGUACACGUGAGUCCUUUUCCACCUGAUUGUAUUGCUUAUUGCAGGGCUGGCAUCAGCACCAUGAAUCCAUACUGUGUUUAUCUUACUCAUGCCCCUAUUUUUGUUAAUGCAGAAAGGUGAUGCGGCGGAUAUCAAGACAGUGGCUUUCUACCCAUCUUCAACAUUUGAUCCCAUGUACUUCCCUUACUACGGCAAGCACACACAUGUAAGUAGAAAUGCAGCUGUUGGGCAAGCGUGUCUUCCACUUGCCUGGCUUUAGCAGUUUUCCGGGUAGCAGAGAAUAAGAAGAGCAGUUUUUAAACAGAAGAGGAGAAAGAGGUCCAAAGUAGGCAGUGGGUAAUUAGAGUUCUGAGAUAGCAGAAUUGAUCGCACCACUUCAGAAUGCAGUGGGUGGUGGGUCUCUUUUUUUUUAUGCUUCCACUUAAUGGAAGUGUAGCACAGCUUCUUCCUGAUGUGCUAGAGACCAUUUGGGGGUGCGGGGCUGGGGACAGGGAUUCUUUAUUUAAUGUCGGAGAAACAUUCAACAGUGGCAUACCCACCUGUAUUCUGAAAUGGCACAGUUUACAGAUGUGUUCUAUUGUAAGUCUAGACAAGGUCCUAAUCCCCUGCAGUUGAACGUGUAAACUGACACCAUUGUGACUUAUUGUAGUUGAGAGGAUGUGCCAAAGUCUGUGACUUGUUUGCAUGGUAGAUAUAUAUUAAAAACUUAGAAAGGGGGCAGCGUUCUGGGAAAAACUGACUUUGGUAAUCACACCCACCCUUGAACCCAAUACGUGAUUUUUGCAUUAGGUGCAGUUCCCGGAACGUAAUCCCCACAUAAGUUGUGGGCUUAUUGUAAAGCAGGGUAUCUUAGGGAGGGUGUAGGGCAGGCCAGGUGACACCUACACCUCUAUCCUCCAACACCUCACUGCUCUUUGCCAUUCUCCAGCAUCUGCCGCCUGAGCCAUAUGCUUCCCUCUGUCUAACGUUGGGACAGGCCGUGCCAGUAUACGCAAUGACGUAUCUAAUGCACUCAUUCCUUUAGUGUAAGGAUGUAUACUUACACAAUGGAACUCUCUUCCUUCUCCCCACCCCCUACACACCCCACAACACCCCCAGAUCUGCUUCAGUCUAUUGCACAAGGGUAAAUCCUUGUGAUGUAGGGACGCGGGUGGCACUGUGGGUAAAACCUCAGCGCCUAGGACUUGCCGAUCGCAUGGUUGGCGGUUCGAAUCCCCACGGCGGGGUGAGCUCCCAUCGUUCGGUCCCAGCGCCUGCCAACCUAGCAGUUCGAAAGCACCCCCGGGUGCAAGUAGAUAAAUAGGGACCGCUUACCAGCGGGAAGGUAAAUGGCGUUCCGUGUGCUGCGCUGGCUCGCCAGAUGCAGCUUGUCACGCUGGCCACGUGACCCGCAAGUGUCUGCGGACAGCGCUGGCUCCCGGCCUAUAGAGUGAGAUGAGCGCACAACCCUAGAGUCUGGCAAGACUGGCCCAUACGGGCAGAGGUACCUUUACCUUUACUUUUUAAAAAAAUCCUUGUGCUAAUAGAUUGAGUGCAUUAAAUUCCACUCUGUGUAUACCUUGGAAGUUGAACGGAAUCUGUUCCGGAAGUCCAUUUGACUUCCAAAAUGUUCAGAACCCAAAGUGCAGCUUCUGAUUGGCUGCAGGAAGGUCCUGCAGCCAAUCGGAAACCGCAGAAGCCCUGUUGGACAUUCGGCUUCCAAAAAUAGUUCGCAGACCGGAAGAGUCACUUCUGGGUUUGCAGCGUUCGGGAGCCAAAACAUUCGAGAACUAAUCUGUUCAAAAACCAAUGUACGACUGUACCUGUAUCUGGCUCACGCGACAUAUAUAUUGGAUUCAAGCCACAGAGCACUUCAGCUGACUUGCACCCUGUUUACGUUUUAGCCCAAUCAUUCCCCACCGAUCUAUUCUGAGCCAUCACUGGACAUUCCUAUUUCUCUCAUCUGCUUAUAUUUUUUCCAGGUAAAUUAUACACAACCAUUGGUGGGCAUUCAUUUUUCGGACGUGGCAAAGGACAAAGAGAUAAAUGUUCAGUGCCAACUGAACGGCAAGGGUAUCAUCAACAACUUCAACAGUGACCGGUUUCUGGGGCGAGUAGUCUUCAUGCUGAAAAUCACAACAUAGGCCAGAGCAGCAUUUGCUAUCGCUCUUCCAAUGGCAAGCAAAUCUUUCUCACCAUGGAGGAGGGAAAAGAAGAAGAAAUAGGCCAUUCACACAGACUAGGAAAAUUCAAACCUGAUUUGGGGGGGUUAUUUGGCUUUCAUAGCAAACAAAAAGAAAUAUGGAUAACUCAAAUCUAAAUCUAAGUAUAGAUGACGUAUUUUAAAACAUCCAUCCUGCGAGCAAAUGAACACAUGUCAUGUUGGAAAACUUUUAUUAAAACAUAAACACACACAAUGUAUUUAUGUUAGAUUUUUCACUGGCACAUCAACAAGUGUGGUAUUUGGUAUCAAGCAGGCAAUUUGGACUCUAAAAGGAACCAUUGCUAUUGUCACUCACCCCCACCCUCACUGGGCCCAGGCAGAUGCAAAUCAGCUGCUCAUCAAUUAACAAACACCCCAAGGUUAAUAUGUUGUAUGUGCACUUGAACUUGAGCAAGGGAGUCUGGAGAUUAUAUAAACCCUGGAAAUCUCCUUUCUGGAUAGUUGUGUGUGUAUUAGAUUAUUAAAAAGGCACCUGCUCCAAGACUCGCUGCUCAAAUGGAAUAUUCCAUGUCCACAACUCCUCUGUUUGAGGCAGGCAGUUCACAGACACACCAAUUUAGAAGUUAGAAAGUAUAAAUGUCAUGCUGAUGACUAUUGGCCUAUCUACUGAGACCUCCUGGCUCUGAUCUAGAACAGGGGAAAUACAGUGUGUUGGUUGCCUUUUGCUUUUCAAGCUCAGUUCUAAGUAGUGGCAAUGACCUCUAAACAGCCCUGGGCCCACCCUAGCCAAGAGAUCAUUUCCACCCCUACAUUUGCCUAUAGAGAGAAUGCUCUCAUUUAGCUUACUGUUUAUGUGCACUGUAAACACAAAGUGUACAUAGAAAUAAAUUACCUGGGUCUGCCCCUUGGCUCUGGUGUUCCCAUCCUCUGACAGCCCAUUGUAGCGCAAGCCAACGUGCUUUCUGUUAGUGCUGUAACACUGAUUUUUUUAUCCAUUUUGGCUGUGAGCAGCAAGGGCCAGGUGGUGGAUUUAAUCAGUGUAACUGGGAGUUUUGUUAUGAAUGUAUUUUCACUUCAACCCCACACUCUUUGGAAAGGGUGGACUAUAAAUCAAAAUGAAUUAGUAAAAAUCUUCAUAAUGUGCACUGA
Molecule: messenger RNA, 42347 nt
Organism: Podarcis lilfordi (Lilford's wall lizard)
Lineage: Eukaryota; Metazoa; Chordata; Lepidosauria; Squamata; Lacertidae
Source: the annotation of a GenBank genome assembly